Molecule: messenger RNA, 188 nt
Organism: Paramecium pentaurelia
Lineage: Eukaryota; Ciliophora; Oligohymenophorea; Peniculida; Parameciidae
Source: the annotation of a GenBank genome assembly
AUGAUAAGCGUCAUUUGCUUCCUUAAAUCAAUUGUAGAAUUUGAGGACUUAAAACAUUUUCUGAUAAAUGAGAUUUUCAUUUCAAGCUGCUCAAUAAUAAUCAAUGUAAUUUAAAGUAUUCAGUAAAGAAGGUUUUAGUAACACAAGUAGCAACACAUCCUUUUAAAUAAGUAUCAGAAUCAGAUUGA